Messenger RNA from Notothenia coriiceps (black rockcod), 600 nucleotides. Its product is annotated as WW domain binding protein 1-like. The record is from RefSeq and is a predicted model, not a curated record. Lineage: Eukaryota; Metazoa; Chordata; Actinopteri; Perciformes; Nototheniidae. The transcript has a single exon. The annotation marks the transcript as partial.
CUGUACUCUGGGUUGUGUUAUUGUCCAGGAUUCCUGCCCACCUACCUGCUGCCGGCCUAUGAGGAGGUAGUGGACCGGCCUGUCACCGCCCCUCCUCCCUACACACCCCUGCAGUCAGCCCCCCCGCCCACAGACCCUGCUGAGGACUCUCCUUGCCCCAACCUCAGCGUCUCUGUUGGCAGUGAUGCUGAUACAACGCUGCCUCCAGAGGUCCCACUCAGCCCCCUCCACAGCGCCUCUCCCCCCAACAAGGACUCGACCCCGGCCAGGUACCGGCGCUUCACAGGGGAUUCUGGGAUUGAAGUGUGCGAUGGCCAGGAACUGUGGGAUCAGCACAGCUUUAUAGAAAGAGAAGUAACGGAGGAAGAGGGGGUGGGGAAAAUGGAGGAGCCAUGUGAUGGAUUUGAACAUGUCAGCAGACACACAGAGGUGGAAACAGAGCCACAGCCUCACAGCUAAUGCUAGAUAAAGACUCACAGCAGACACUGAUGCAGGGCUGAAGCUGUGUGCUGAGCAGGUGUGUGGGACAGGCCUAGAGACAAAUGAAAGGCAAUGAUACACACAUUGCCCUAUUAUACCAUUAAAGCUUGACCAACUGAA